Pediculus humanus corporis (human body louse) is the source of this 621-nucleotide messenger RNA. RefSeq lists its product as uncharacterized. The transcript is spliced from 4 exons. The coding region runs from base 1 to 621 and encodes 206 amino acids. The record is from RefSeq and is a predicted model, not a curated record. Gene Ontology annotation, cellular component: EMC complex. Lineage: Eukaryota; Metazoa; Arthropoda; Insecta; Psocodea; Pediculidae.
AUGGCGGACGUUAGCUUUUCUUCUCGUGCUUACGCAAAAAUGAUUUUACACUGUGCCAAAUAUCCUCAUUGUGCGGUCAAUGGAGUUCUUUUAGCUGAAUCACUUAAAACAAAAGGAUCUAAAAACAGUGAAAAUUUAUUAUUUGUUGACGCCAUUCCAUUAUUUCAUAUCUGUUUACAUUUGUCACCUAUGUACGAAGUGGCUCUAACGCAGAUAGAUCAUAUGGCUGCGUCCAAAGGUCUUGUAAUUGCCGGUUAUUACAUAGCAAAUGAAAAUUUUAGGGAUAUAAGUUCAGAAACAGGACACAAAAUUGCUGAUAGAAUUGCUGAAAAUUUUCCUUCAGCUUGUUUAGUCGUUAUAGAAAACAAAAAAUUUCCUUCAUGUCAUGGAGAUUCAAAUGAAGAUUCUCCUUUAAUUGUAUAUCAAAAUGCCGAUGGAAAAUGGAAGACGAAAGAUAAAUCCAGUAUUGAAAUAAGCAAUAAAAGCAUAAGUAAAACUUGUGAAUUAAUGAUGAAGGGAACACAGGAUGUUGUUGAUUUUGAUAAUCAUCUCGAUGACAUAUCCCUAGAUUGGUGGAAUGAUAAUUUAAAUAAAUCCAUUGAAGCAGAAGACUGUAAUUAA